AUGGCCACACUAAAGGAGCGCUUACGGGACACCUUGGCGACAUUCGAUGGAGCCUGCAAGUUAUUGGAUGGACAGGGCCUGGGGAAGGAAUAUUUGCUUUCUCUGUAUUUGGUACAGGGGUCCAUGAAAAGCUACAAGCUGUGGGAGGUAGAUUUGCAGGAUGGUUACAAGCAGCAAAUGAAAAUUCUCAACAACGAGUUGUACGACAGUGCCAAAGACACAAUAAAGCUCCAGAAAGAAACGACUAACUACGUUGUUCUUUGUGACGAAAUCAAAUUACCUGAAUUCAAUUUCACGCGGAAAUCGUUGGAAGCUGUCGAUAAGAAUGACAUCGACGAAGAACUCCAUCAGAGAGUACACUUACUUCUCGAGGAGAACAAGAAUGCAGAUACAUUCAAGCUGGCCCAGAUAAUCGGCGGCGAAGAAAGAUCGUCCGCCUUGCAAGUGGCUCCUGAAGCUCUGUAUCGUGCGUUGUUUAUUCACGAAUUCCAGUAUAGAGCACGCCUACGACUAAAGAUGCAACUCCUCGAAAAGAUCAGGGACAUGGUUUCAGCCGAUCAAGCUUUGUGGAAUGAAAGAAAUAGAGAAGUUUCAUUAUUCUUAAACGAUCGAUUAGUCAAGAUGAUGGAUGCAGUGAAGCAGAUCACUCUUGAACUUGAGGACGGUAGUGAUGUUGAUGUUGAGAUGACAUAG
Diutina rugosa is the source of this 693-nucleotide messenger RNA. RefSeq lists its product as uncharacterized. The coding region runs from base 1 to 693 and encodes 230 amino acids. The transcript has a single exon. The record is from RefSeq and is a predicted model, not a curated record. NCBI's taxonomy places the organism in Eukaryota, Fungi, Ascomycota, Pichiomycetes, Serinales, Debaryomycetaceae.